CGCGCUAUUAAUUAUGUGGUAUAUUAUACACUGUUUAUAUUAUUGACGAAAUGGAUUAGUGAAUUGAUAUGUAACAAAGCGUUUAUUAGUAUUUCUUUGACUUCAUCCUAAUUUAAGUUUCUUUAUUUUCCACAGAUAAUGGGCCUUACGAAAUAAUUGGCCUAAUGAGACUCUGGGCGUAGUAGACAUGCCUAGUAAUAAAUCCAGUAUAUCAGGAUCCAUAAAAUUAGGUCUUCUCUGUAGGUGUUUAAACCCGAUCAACAGUUUGAUGGGCGGGUUGUGUUUCCCUUCUUCCGAUUCUACACACAGACAUCUCACGCUAAUUUCGAUAUUGCCACUGAUUUCUAAAUCAACGUACCAGAUAAACCGGAAAUAAACCAUAACCGGUUAAAGCUAUGAGCGAUUUAUUAGCUGAGACACUAACACGGAGUGACUCGGUUGCUAAGAAGCGAGUCAGACACGAGUUGGACGAGCUAGUUCUCGACUCGCCUGGCGUGAAGCGGUUCAGAGACGAUUUAUUCGAUGACUCGGGUCAUGACUCAGAGAUUCAAGAUCUUGACUCGUUGAUGAAAAGCUUCGAGGAUGAGUUGUCGUCGACCACGACGGGGCAAGGCUCCGGCGACACUCUGGCGGAUCUUGGUUACCUUUUUGAAGCUUCCGACGACGAGCUAGGUUUGCCUCCGCCACCAUCCCCACCGUCGACGCUUCUUCCUCCGUCGUCUGAAGAAACGGAGAAGACGGCGACGGAGUUGGUACGCGCGUUGUCGGAAGUCGACGUAGCAUGUUACGAAUAUUCCGAUGUUUGUUUAGAUUCCGGUGACAUGUUUUCAUGGCGGCCGGAAACUUUACCGGCGGAGUAAACAAUAAUCCCGAGUGUUUUUGUAAAGCGAAACGGUGGCGUUUGUGGAAAGCGUGUGGCCAUAUAUAGGAUCUCUAUGUAAAGAUUUUUAGGACUAGAGAGAUCAAAUGGUUAGUGUAGUAAAUUGCUUUAGAUUAGUUUAUAAGAAUCCAUUUUACUUUGUUCCAGGAUCUGUUCUGUUGAUCUUGAAUCAUCUUCUUCCUUUGUUUGUGUUAAAAUUAAAGUAUUGUCAAGAAUUUAAGCCCAUAUAUUUAUUAGCAUAUGAGAUUGAGAUCAGUUUUUUUUUUUUAAUUCAUAAUUCUCUCUUUUAAAUAUAUAUAUGUAAUUGUGAAGUAGUUAAUGGAUAUAUAUAUUGAACCAUAAGAACUAAGAAGGAUUCUCAUCAAUAUAUAAUCGUUAUUAUGUAGGAUAUUGCAUCUUCGAUUGAGACGGGUUGAUUCUUCUAGAAGAUAUCGUUUUAGUCGGUGUGGCUAGGUAUGUGUUUGAAGAAGGAAGAAUGUAAAGAUUUUGCAGAGAUGGAACGCUGUGAGAUACGGUAUACCAAGGAGAGCGUCUGAGAAAGUAGAUUUUAAGAUUUUGAAAUUUGAAUUAAUGAGUUUUUGUGGGUCUUAGUUUUAAUUUCCGUUAGGCCCAUAUUGAAAACCCAUCUAAUAUGCCGGACCGUUGAGAGUGAAGUUAAAUCGCACGGCUGAGAGUCGUGAAAAGGUGAUUCGGUUUUGGUGUUUGAAUAUAUAAUAUCCGUUAGGAGCCGGUUGCAAACGAAGACAUACUUCUCGUUUCGUCUCUUUCUAUCUCUUCUUACAAACUGGUGAGAUUCUUAGAUUAGUAUGCUUUUUUCGAUUUCUCUAAUCUCUAGAUCGUGAAUUUGCUCUUGUUCGUUCUCAUCUUGUUUAGAGUUCGCGUUAAACUAAUGCGAUCGUGCUAUCUUGUUUUGCAAUUUUGUGAGUUAGGUUGAACGAUUACUUUAAUUUAAAGGUUGAUGCGAAUAUAUAUAUUGGUGAAUCAAUAUUCAAAGAGAGAUUUUCGGUGGUUUGAGUUCUAAGUUUGUUCUUCUAGUUGUUUGCAACCGUAAAAGUAAUAAUGUCUCUCACUUUAGCCUCUCUAUAUUUUUUGUUUCUGUUCUUCAGUGUGUUUGUGUGGAAAAGCCAUAUCAACUGAAGAUAAGUUUGAAUCUGUGAGCCGAACAGCUGAAGCAACAAAACAGAUAAGCUCUCUUUACUUCCUCUUUUUUUUUUGGUUUUCUUGAUUGAACAACAAAAUUCGCCUUUUAAUAAGAUUUUCAAAGGUUUUUAUCCAAUCUAAGAGAUGAGCUUUUUUUUUGCUUAGGGUUUUAACAAAACAGAGAAGCUUUGUUUUUGUUUUUCAUCAAACCCCAAAAAGGAGCAUAGGCAGACACUAAUCUAAUAGUGUGCUGACAGAUUCUUAUUUGGAAACAUUGUCUGGUUUUCUGAAGCCUAGACCCAUAGAAAUGUUUGAAUAAUGGCCCCAACAACUAUUGGUUGGUGGUAGUGCAUGUCUAAUAGAUGGAAAGUGUCCGGCUGAUGGUUUGUCCGGUUGGUGGUAAUGCAUGUCUAAAACAUGGGGACAUUGUCCAGUUGAUGCUAGUGAGAAAGAGACUGUGAUGGUACCCACGGCUUACAUUAACAACAACAACGGCUUAAGAAAAGUCUUUAGACAGAGACUGUGAUGGUACCCACGGGUUGAUACUAUGUAAUGUUGGAUGGAUGGAUCAAAUGUCCUGUGGCUUUCAAAAUAGUCUUUAGACAAAAAGACUAUGAAACGUUGGAUGCCCAACAAGUCAACAACUUACCAAAAGAAAGUCUUUAGACACAAAAAGAGUAUGAAUAUUGGAUGGAUUAAACGACAAACAAUACAUCAUAAAGACUAUGAAUGUUUGGAUGGAUAAAACAACAAAAACAAAGACUAUGAGUUACCCACGGCUUAUAGAGGCUUUAAACAAAGGAUCUUGACUUCUAUGAAUAGUCUUUAGACAAUAUCUACCCACGGCUUAUGAAAAGUUUUUAGACAUAGACGUACUUGUUUGUGAAAAGUCUUUAGACAAAAGACUGAGUUGAAAGCAGCUUAUAAAGAGUCUCUAGAAAAUUUAUACCCACGGGUUAUGAAUUUUUUUUAGACAGAGAGUUUGAGUUGAUUGUUACACACGGAUUGUGAGAAGUCUUUAGAACUCUUGAGUUAAAAACAGCUUUACAAAGAGUCUUGAGACAAUACUACUACUACCCACGGUAUUACAGAAGGGUUUUAGACAAAGACUGAACUAAACUUAGGACAAUACUACUAUUACCCACGGUUUAUAAAAGGUCUUUAAGAUAGAAACUCUGAACCCUUUUGAUUACUAAGUUUAUUGGAUGUGAAAACGACUUAACGGUGGAUGAAAAAAACGACCACUGGUUUAAAGAGGUCUUAGGAAAACCUAUUUUACUUGCUGGAAGGAAAAAAACUACCUGCGGCUUUAAAAAGUCUUAAACAAAGACUAUGUUUGUUUGAGUUGUUGUACGGUGAACACGACCAACAACUUAAAAAAGAGACUUUGAACCAGAAACCAUAUCUUUACAGUAACCACAAGGCUUCAAAGAAUGACCAAUGGCUGAAAAGAGUUUAAGACAAAUAAAUAUGAAACAAAAACAGACUCCGUAAUUCACCAUAAGCCUCGACAAAAAGUAAUUUAACAAAGACUACAUGUCAGUGUUUAGCUUGUUGGAUGGAAAACGGCCAACGGCAGCUUGGGGACAUUGUCACAAGAAGUGCAUGUCUAAGCUAGGAUGGAAAUUAUGACAUACUUUACUCACCCACGGCUAACAACAAACGGCUUAAUAAAAGUCUUUUGACAAAGACUAUGAUUGUACCCACGGCUUGCUAUAAAGUCUUCAGACAAAGACUAUGAAACGUUGGUUGGAUGGAUCAAAUGUCCCGUGGCUUGCAAAAUUCUUUAGACAAAAAAAACAAGGAAACGUUAGAUGGAUCAAGCGACCCACGAGUUACAAAAAAAAAUCUUUAGACACACAAAGACUAUAAAUGUUUGGAUGGAUAAACGAAAAAACGGUACACCAUAAGUCUUUAUACGGAGGCUAUGAGUUACCCACGGCUUAUGAAGGCUUUAGAUACCCACGGCUUAUAGAAAGUUUUUUAAACAAAGACUUUGAGUUUCUUGCUACACACUUCUUCUGGAAAAAAUUUCUUGAAAACUUCUGAUGAAGAGUCUUUAGCCAAUAUCUACCACGGCUUAUGAAGAGUCUUAGACAAUAGAACUACUACCCACAUACUUAUGAAGUGUUUUUAGACAAUAAUACUUCCAACGGCUUAUGAAAAGUCUUUAGAAAAGACUGAAUCUUGACAAUUCUACCACCUAC
Messenger RNA from Brassica rapa (field mustard), 4227 nucleotides. RefSeq lists its product as uncharacterized. Lineage: Eukaryota; Viridiplantae; Streptophyta; Magnoliopsida; Brassicales; Brassicaceae. The record is from RefSeq and is a predicted model, not a curated record.